Mercurialis annua (annual mercury) is the source of this 3218-nucleotide messenger RNA. RefSeq names its product putative pentatricopeptide repeat-containing protein At1g09680. The transcript has a single exon. The coding region runs from base 6 to 1799 and encodes 597 amino acids. The record is from RefSeq and is a predicted model, not a curated record. Lineage: Eukaryota; Viridiplantae; Streptophyta; Magnoliopsida; Malpighiales; Euphorbiaceae. Gene Ontology annotation, molecular function: protein binding.
GAGUUAUGGCUGUCCUAAAACUCCUUAAACCCAAAACCUUCUCUUCUCCACACAAGCAAGAGAACCUCUUCCUCUUCUCCACUUGGUACUCUCCACCGUCACCAUCAUCACCCCACCUUGAAGAUCCAAUUCUCUCAACUCUCUCAAAUGCAAUCAAUAACAUUGAAACAAAACCUUUGCACAUUUCUCUCAGUAAAAUCCUCCCAUCUCUCAAACCCACUCACAUCAUCAACUUAAUCAAUCAAAAUCCCCACUCUUUAUCUCCACACUCCAUUUUUUCUCUCUUCAACUUUCUCUCCUCAUGCCCAACUUAUCGCCAUACAAUUCAGUCCUCUUGUGCAAUGGUCAAUUUCCUCUUUAAUCAUCAAUUGCACUCUCAAGCUCAGUCUUUACUUCAAUUCAUUGUCUCUCGUAAAGGUAAAGAUUCAAUAUUUUCAGUUUUUUCUUCGAUUCUUGAAAUAAGUGAAGAUACCCACCUCUCAAAUUAUGUGUUUGAUGGAUUAAUGAUUGCUUACAUUGAUUUGGAAUUUAUAUCUGAUGCUAUUCAGUGCUUUAGGUUGGUUAAGAAGCAUAAUUUUAAAAUCCCAGUUCAUGGUUGUAAAUAUUUGUAUGAUAGAAUGAUUAGGAAUAGUUUGCCUAUUGUUGCUUGGAGAUUUUAUUUGGAGAUUUUGGAAUCUGGGUAUCCACCGGAUGUUAAAAGUUUUAAUCUUUUGAUUAAUAGGUUUUGUAAAGAAGGUGGAAUUAAUGAUGCUCAUAUGGUUUUUGAUGAAAUACGAAAGCGGGGUUUGCGGCCUACGGUUGUUAGUUUUAAUACUUUGAUUAAUGGAUAUUGUAAGUUGGGGGAUUUGGGUGAAGGUUUUAGGUUGAAGAUGGUAAUGGAGGAGUGUAGGAUAUUCCCCGAUGUUUUUACUUUUACUGUUUUGAUCAACGGGUUGUGUAAAUAUCGUAGAUUGGAUGAUGCUAAUUGCCUGUUCGAUGAAAUGUGUGAGAGAGGAUUGGUUCCUAAUGAUGUUACUUUUACCACAUUGAUCGAUGGGAAAUGUAAGAAUGGUAGGAUCGAAUCAGCCAUGGAACUUUAUCAGAAAAUGUUAAGAAAAGGUCUCAAACCUGAUUUGAUUUUGUAUAAUACGCUCAUUAAUGGCCUUUGUAAGGUUGGAGAUCUAAAGGAAGCAAGAAAUGUAGUUGAUGAGAUGAGGGUGAGAUGUAUGAAACCUGAUAAGAUCACAUACACCACUCUUAUUGAUGGGUACUGUAAAGAGGGGGAGUUUGAAUUGGCUUUGGAGAUUCGAAAUGAAAUGGUUAAAGAAGAAAUCGAGCUCGAUAACGUAGCGUUUACAGCUAUAAUUUCAGGACUAUGUAAAGAAGGAAAGGUGGUUGAUGCAGAAAGAACGUUGAGGGAAAUGUUGAAAGCGGGUCUUAAACCGGAUGAUGCAACGUAUACGAUGGUGAUGGAUGGAUUCUGUAAGAAGGGUGAUGUGAAAACAGGGUUUAAUCUGCUCAAAGAGAUGCAGAGAGAUGGGCGCAUACCCGGAGUGGUGACUUAUAAUGUGCUAAUGAAUGGAUACUGCAAGCAAGGUCAAAUGAAAAAUGCUAAUAUGCUUUUAGAUGCUAUGCUCAAUUUGGGUGUAGUUCCAGAUGAUAUAACUUAUAACAUUCUAUUAGAAGGUCAUUGCAAACAUGGAAACCUACAAGAUUUUCAUAAACUACAGAGCGAAAAGGGAGUUGUAGCAGACUAUGCAUCUUAUAAAUCACUUGUUAGUGAAUUAAGUAGAACUUCUAAAGUUCGCCGAAGCGGAUGAUUGGCAAUGAAAGUUCGCUGGAAAACCUCAAGUAAGCGAAAAUUGGCAACCGGAAUGAAAUUAAAUUAGAGGUAAAAUGUGCAUCUUGAUUUGUGUUAACGGUGUGAUCAGUCAGAUGAACUAAAACAAACAUGUACAGCAUAUAUCAUUAGUGAAACUAAACCAGAUGGUAAAAUCUAGCGGAUUCAUUUACACUCUCCGGUCAUGCACACCAUGGAAUUUGAAAGCAUACCUAUUCUGGGAGGUAACAGUUGAUACAUAUUUGGAUCUUGUCGUUUAAUGUUUGGGGAAGAUCAAAUAAUUUAGUUUUAUCUCUGAUUUAUAACUCACCGAGUCUGUUACAAGCAAAAAAAAAAUGAAUUGAUACUGCUUCAUGAAGCUUGGGGUAAUUUUGAGUCCAAAUUUUCAUAAGGUGAUACUUAGGGGUGAGCAAAAACCGAGUCGAACCGAAAAACCGAGUCAAACCGAACCGAAAAACACCAAACCGAAAAAUAAAUGAUUAAAACGGUUUGAUUUGGUUUUGUAUUUAUUAAAUUUGCGGUUUUCGGUUUCGGUUUGGUUUUAGUGUUCGGUCACCGAACCGAACCGAAAAAACCGAAUUAAUGGGAAGGUCAUUUCAGUCAUUUUUAUAUAAUACUAUAUAUAGUCUUUUAAUCCCAAAACCCUAAUAAUUUACCCAGCCGCACUCUUCCCUCAUUCUCACCCUCACCAAAAUUCAUGUUCUCACCCACUAUUUCCUUCUCUUACGUAUUGUUUGGAUUAGGGGUUGAGAUAGGAAAGGAAGGGAAGGGAAUGGUUGUAAAAUUUCAACCCCUGUUUGGCAAAAUUUUUUUAAAGGUUUUGAGGGGUUGAAAAAUAUUUCCCAACCCCCCUCAACCCUCAUAUGCCAACCCCCCAUAUUGGGGUGUUGGAUUAUUUUUAACUGAUUUUUUUUAUAAACCCUUCAUUUACUUUAUUAUUUUCCCAAACAUGGAAGGGUUAUGCACAACCCUUACCUUCCUUUACCGUCCCUUACGGUACUUUACUUUACUUUAAAAACCCGUACUUUACUUUAAUGCCUUCUCUUCCAAACAAAGCCUUAUUCUCUUUUAUCCUAAAUCGAACCUAAACCCUACUAUUUCAUUAUUAUCGCCGACCGUUGUCUCAUGGGUUUUGUCCACCCGUGUAUACCAGGGAAGACCAAACAAGAUCGGAUGAUGAUAAUAUGGUGGAGAUCGGGCGUUGCAUAUAUCGCCGGAGAAGUUUGUUGAUUUCUCUUCUGAUUUCUUGGGUGGAUGUAAAAAGCUUGCUGUGAAUUUAUUGUUGAAAGUUAGUCAUAUAUAUAAGAUGAUUUCCUAGUGAUUUGGUUUAUAUUUUCUAAAUUUGUAACUGUGAACAAUUUGUUUUGAAUUUAUUAUUGUAUUUGUAUUGUUGAUUUCA